Molecule: messenger RNA, 13161 nt
Organism: Diabrotica virgifera virgifera (western corn rootworm)
Lineage: Eukaryota; Metazoa; Arthropoda; Insecta; Coleoptera; Chrysomelidae
Product: zinc finger protein 260-like
Exons: 9
Coding region: 77-1861 (594 amino acids)
Biological process (GO): regulation of transcription by RNA polymerase II
Cellular component (GO): nucleus
Molecular function (GO): zinc ion binding; DNA-binding transcription factor activity, RNA polymerase II-specific; RNA polymerase II transcription regulatory region sequence-specific DNA binding
Source: RefSeq, a predicted model, not a curated record
AGUGACAAAAGAAUUAUAGGUUAUAUUUAUAUUUGAAUAUUCUGAAUAUAAAAAAUUAUGAAUUUAUGUUUUAACCAUGUCUACUGAAUUUAAUGAAUUAUGUAGAGUUUGUUUAAACAAGAAAGAUGGUAUGAAGUAUUUACUGAAACUAACCCAUGACAUUUCAGAAGUACUUUCCAUGUUAUCCUCCAUCAUAAGUUUUGAGGUCAAUAUGUUAGAUGGUUUCCCGAGUUAUAUCUGUGUUAACUGUGAAGAAAAAUUACGAAUUUCCUAUGACUUCCAACAAACAGCUAUUAAAUCACAACAAAUUAUAAAAGAAUAUGUUGACAACAAAUUGCUAUCUGUAGAAUUUCCUAUAAACAACGAAGUCAAGGAAGAAAAUUGUGCACCAGAAGUAAUUGAAGACAUAUCUAUCAUUUUCGAAAAUGAUAGCAGCAGUUCAAGUGAGGAUGAUAGCCAAGAGACGUUAAAAAAAGAAGAAAAGAAAGCAAAGCUAAGUCAGCAUGAUCCUGAGGAAAUUAUGAGUAUUGUAAAUGAGACAAGGCUGAAAUUUUAUGAAGCUAAGGAGUGCUUAUUGUGCUCAUUUACAGGCAUUAAUAAUAGGACAUUAUCUCUUCAUAUGACUAAAAAUCAUGGGGAUAUUAAAGAAAAGUGGUGCAGAAAGUGCAAUAAAAUUGAAGAAAAUCUUUCAGAACAUAUAAAAACAGUGCACAGGGAUGAAUUAAAGUGCUCAUUUUGUGGUAAAAAAUGCAGAUCUUCAACCCAUUUGGUAGAACAUUUGCUUUGUCAUUCAGCAAAUCCCCAAUUUACUUGUCUAACUUGUCAGAAGAAUUUUAUAUCAGAAAGACAACUGAAAUCUCACACCAAAAUUCAUAAAGUUACUUGUGAAGUAUGCUCAAAAACUUUUGAAGAUAAACACAGUAUAUUAGCACAUACCAAGCUACACAACAUGCUUAGAUGUACAAUUUGUAAUGAUACAUUUGGCCAGAAAGAGUAUGAUAAACAUAAUUGCUCUAUGAAAGAACUGAAAAAUGAAAAACAAAGUGAUAUAUUAUUGGAUAGAUUUUGUCUGCAGUGCAAUGAAUCUGUUGAAGAUAUCAAUAAUCACAUUAAGACUCACCAUAAUGUUGAGGACAGUGUCAAGGGUCUGUGCACGUUUUGUGGAAAACAAUUCAAGAAUCAGUCGUAUCUAAGUGUGCACCUUCGUAGGCAUACAAAAGAAACUCCUUACAAAUGCAACUUUUGUAACGUUGCAACUGUCACUAAGGCUCAUCUUCAGGAACACGAACGCACACAUACAGGAGAAAAGCCUUACACAUGUAACUUCUGUGGAAAGGCUUUUAUUCAACGUAGUGUUUUGUCCACUCAUUUAAAAAUACACACAGGACGAACAGAACAAUGCCAACUUUGCCCUAAGAAGUUCUGUAGACCUUCUGAGUUAAGAAAUCACAUGCGAAAGCAUACAGGGGAAAAACCAUAUGCGUGUACCUACUGUCACCGACCAUUCAUACAGAAAAGUCACUUAACGGAACAUUUGAAAACGCAUACCGACGAUAGACCAUUUAAAUGCCAUAUUUGUGACAAAGCGUUUAAACAAUCAGGGACAUUGAAGAGCCAUAUUAAUAUCCACGAAGGUAAAAAUAUAUACAAAUGUGACAUGUGUCCAUACACGUGCAGAAAAAACUAUACAUUAACAUUGCACAUGCGUCAACACCAAGCCAACAAUUCAGACCCAGUUAAAUGUGAUGGGUGUGAAGAGGUUUUUCCUAAUGAAGAGACUCUAACUGAACAUCGACAUGGUUGUACCAUGGUCUGUGAUGAUGAUAAAGCUACGUUAUAUGAUGAAUAUUUAAAUGUUUAAAGUAUUUCAUAGAAGAAUUUUCUUCGAAGAAUUUCAUCACCGGAAGCUACAGACGCAGGCACGGAAAUAAACUAAUUGAUGGCAACGGACAGAUAGCGGCAGACAACAAAACAAAAAUACAAACAGGGAAAUAAUAUAUAGAGAUGGAUUCUUUAAAGAUGAAAUUUCAGUGUAACAAUAUCAGAAGAACCAGGCAGCGGAACAAUGAUAAUACAUGAAGAGGUACUAUGAGUAUAUGCCCCCAAGAAUAUCAAAAAUGAAAAGGCCCUUGGUCCGGAUAGUAUUGCAGCGGUUUUUACUGUAAUAACUUAUAAUUACAAAGAAACCAGCGGUUCGUAUUUAUAUACGAUUUUAUUUAUAUAACUGUACAGACGAAUUUAUUUUACAGACUGACUACUCUUAAAAAUUUACAUCUUUAUAUAUUGAAUACAAAAAAUAACAACCAUGUACUUGAACGUUCCAGAAAAACGGAACCGCCCAUCACUACUUAAUCCGUGGCCUUGACCGUCGAUCAUUCAGGAGAAAUCGUUUCCUCACUUGUACGGUGAGUAAUUUUUCCAGAUGUCUCCAUACAUGAGUCGCUGUCGAGACGGAACCUGUUAUUUGCAGUCGUUAAUUCGUCACAGUAUGGUACCAUAUUAUAUUUUGGACGUCACUCAUGAAAGAUGUUCAUUCGGGGAAGCAGUAAGAUUUGGUUUCAAAUUAUGGUGUCUUUGUUCACAUACAGGUUAUUUAUAUAAAUUCAUACCAUAUGGAGUAAAACAGAAUAAUAAUUUGGAUUCAGGUAAUAGUUUGGAAACGAAGGCUAGGUUUAGAGUUACUUUAUGUAGUUGCCCAAGAGCAUCGAGUAUUUUUCGAAAUUUUUUUUUUCAUUUAUGCUCUUUUGCGACACUGCAGGAUCUAGGCUUCUUUGCCACAGGUACUAUAAGAGAAAACCGUACUGCAAAGUGUCCUUUACAGAAUAGCAAAACCACAGUAUUAAAAACAAAGAGUAGUGACACUCUGGUAGGCCCCUUUGAAAAUUUUGAAGUCUCGUUUUGUAGAGGUAGCCAUCUUGUUAUCUGUUAUCUAAGGCGAAAAGUUUUGACCGGACCUGGUUCAAUGAAAAAAGUCUUUCUGGUAAUCACAAUUGCUAAAAGCCCUAUUGUAGGGCUCAGGUUUAUAAAUAUUAGACAAAUUAAAUAGGUCAAGGUCAAAUAAAUUAUCAAAUCUUAAGGUAUUUCAGUAGUUCCAAUAGCUUCAAGAGGGCAACAUAUUAAAACGAAUGUACAAGCUUAAACCAGCAGCAAUUGUGCUACGAUGCACCUGAGUUGCUAGUUUAACCUUCAAACUACUUAACACAUUCGCGGGCAAGACGGCAUAAUAUCCCGUCAAGCACAUAAUGACAAGAUGUGCGUUUUACAUACGUUUUUUAAAAUGUGUGCGGUUCUAGGAACACUUUGUUGUACCAUACUCUCUGCGAACUUGUUAAGAUUGAAAGUGUGCAGCAGCGCAGUGAGUUCUGCGAUUUUUUGCCACAAUCUGCCUGCGCCGAAAAAAUGCGUGACUUCAUGAAGGUCGCAGAGUGUCAUUAUUGUUUAUACUGGGGCAAAACAUUCAAAAAUAUGGCACGGGGAACACUCGAGUCUGCAUUUGAUAUAUUGUGCCUACAGUUUUGCUCGUGAGAUGGAAUGAUAAUGCUGCUGUUACGGUAAUAACAAAUACCUGCACAUCAAACAGAACGAUAUAUUGCGGCAGAUUCGUGCAAAUAUUAUAAGAAUUGUGCAUUUAUGAUAGAAGCAUAUACUUUGGACCACAUAUACUACACAUAUAAAGGUUCAAAAUUAGAUACGAGGCCAUCUCAGAUUUUACCUUUUACAAAAAUGGCGGGCAUUCAAAAUGGCGACGAUAAAUAUGUGACUAAUAGCACGAUAACUUUUAAAUGAAAAGUCCGACUUUAAUCAAAUUUGGUAUACGGGUUCUUUUUUUGAUGUAUAAGACCGAGCUCUUGAACCGGAAGAAUCGGUUUACCAGAAGUUGUGUUUUUCCUGUUUUUUUGUGUAAAAAUAUGUUGUUUUUUUUUCAAUUCUUUCACCCUGUAUAUAUUAAUUUUUCAAAAAAAUAAUACCGGCAUUGAAAAGAGCGUAAAAAUAUUUUUUAUGAAAUAUUUUGAACUUUUUAGUUAUGUUAAUUACCAUGUAAUAAAUGCAUAACUUAUCUUCACAUGUACCUAUGUGCGGCAGAUUCGUGCAAAUAUUAUAAGAAUUAUUGUGCAGUUAAUGGUAGAAGCAUAUAAUUUGGACCACAUAUACUACACAUACAAAGGUUCAAAUUUAGCUAUGAGGCCAUCUCAGAUUUUGCCUUUUACAAAAAAGGCGGGCAUUCAAAAUGGCGACUAUACAUAUGUGACUAAUAGCACGAUAACUUUUGAACGAAAAGUCCGAUUUCAACCAAAUUUGGUAUAUAGGUUCUUUUUUGAUGUAUAAGAUCGAGCUCCUAAACCGGAAGAAUCCGUUUACCAGAUGUUGUUUUUCCUGAUUUUUUUGUAAAAUAUGUUAUUUAUUUUUUUAAUUCUGUAUAUAUAUUAAUACACAAUUAAUAUUAACACGCUGUAUACAUUAAUUUUUCAAAAAGGUAAUACCGGCGUUGAUAACAGCGUAAAAAUAUUUUUUAGGAAAUAUUUUGAACUCUUUAGUUAUAUUAAUUACCAUUUGAUAAAUGCAUAACGUAUCUUCAGCUGUAGGUACCUAUGUGCGGUAGAUUCGUGCAAAUAAUAAUAUAAGAAAUAUUGUGUAUUUAAUGUUAGAAGCAUAUAAUUUAGACCACACAUACUACGCAUACAAAGAUUCAAAUUUAGAUAUGAGGCCAUCUCAGAUUUUGUCUUUUACAAAAAUGGCGGGCAUUCAAAAUGAAUCUGCCGCCCAUAGGUACAUGUGAACAUACGUUAUGCAUUUAUUAAAUGGCAAUUAACAUAACUAAAAAGUUCAAAGUAUUUCCUAAAAAAUAUGUUUACUCUUUUCAAUGGCGGUAUUACCUUUUUGAAAAAUUUAUAUAUACAGGGUGAAAGAAUUGAAAAAGAAACAACAUAUUUUUACAUAAAAAACAGUAAAAACACAACUUCUGGUAAACCGAUUCUUCCGGUUCAAGACCUCGAUCUUAUUCAUCAAAAAAGAACCUAUAUACCAAAUUUGGUUGAAAUCUGAUGUCUCGUUCAAAAGUUAUCGUGCUAUUAGUCACAUAUGUAUAGUCGCCAUUUUGAAUUCCUGCCACUUUUGUAAAAGGAACAAAAACUGAGAUGGCCUCAUAUCUAAAUUUGAACCUUUAUAUGUGUUGGAAUACUUCCAACAGAUAUUUUCUUUUUCUGUUACAUUACUCGUUAUUCGUUAUAAAUUAUCGCCACGUUGUUAAAACACGUAACUUUACACGUUACUAUAUUAAAAUUAUUGAAAAAACAAUCUGACAAUUCUAAAAAUUUAACUUCACGAAAAACAUCAAAAAAUUACUCUCUCGAUAAAUUAUAAUUUUAGCGCUUGUUCAAGACCACAAAAGAAAUAUAAAUAUUGGUGUACUAUUUCAAUACAUAUUUUCCAACUACCAGCACCACGAAAUCGAAGGAAAAAAUUUGUACGUAUUUGAAAAUUAUAAUACAAAUUUAAAUAAGACUGUCGUUACUAACUAUCUACAUCCCCAUAGUAAGGAAGACGGUAGCAAAUACCCCAUUCUUUUACAUUGGCCCUAUAUCGAACCGGAUCAAAAAUAGUUGGAAUAAUAUUGGAAAUAGGUACACAAAUCACGAAGAAACCUUACGUUUUAUUGCUGAGUGCCCAGACCAGGCUAAAUUCCCGAAAAAGAAGUAAAUCCCGAUUCCCGAAAAUGAAGUAAAUAAUAAUCCCGAUUCCCGAAAAAGAAGUAAAUAAUCAUCCCGACUCCCGAAAAAGAAAUAAUAAUCCCGCUUCCCGAAGAAGAAGAAGUACAUAAUAAUCUCGAUUCUCGAAAAAGAAAUAAUAAUCCUUUUUACCCGAGAAGCUCCAGAAUAUUUACAAGUAAUAUAUUUCAAGUAAUACUCGAUGAAUAGAUGUAAUUUAUUGACAUAAAAGUGAAAAAUCUCAAAUCUCAAGAGUGUCAAAAGUGACAUUUCUCCAUAUUCACAUUACCAGCUGUAGAGGUGGGAUUUAAAUUAUUUUUAAUUUUUAGGUAACUGUUAGUUUUGAAAAAUAUUUUGUAUUUUUGUAAUAGUUUACGCUUUUAAUGUAAUUUGAAUCUACAACUAUGGAAGAUGAAAAGAAAUCUCGCCAACACAUCAAGCCAAAUAUAUCGCGAAUAGUAAAUUGGGUAGAAAACAAUUUAAAUAACCAAAAUGAUGAAUAUUUAUUAAGAAUUAAAGAAAAUAACUUGAUUCAUAACUUUGAGCAAUAUGGUCUGACGCAAGACCAUAUUGAAGAUUUAGAUGUACAAAAACUUGAUGUAGAGGACAGAGAUAAGUUGGAAGAUCUGUAUUGUCAAACUUUGGCCAAAAUAAGGCGUAAAUUAGCAAAUAUUUCACAUCCUUCAGGUCAUGCUGAUAGUUCUUUUAAUAUUAAUAGUCAAACAAAUAAAAAUUCACGUUCAGCUAUUAAGCUCCCUCAAAUAUCAAUCUCUAUUUUCCAAGGUGAAUUGCAAAAAUGGGUCCCUUUCUACCAAUUAUAUACGUCUCUAAUCAAAGAAGACCAAGGUCUCACUAAUGUUCAAAAAUUUAUUUAUCUUAAAUCAUUUUUAAAAGGAGAACCUUUAACUUUAAUAGAUUCACUUAAUGUUACGAAUGAAAAUUUCUUAGUAGCUAUUGAAAUUCUUGAAAAAAGAUACGAUAAUAAUUUAGCUAUAAUUAACUCUCACAUUAAUUUAAUUAUUGAUACACCACCACUUGUUAAAAGCAAUUCAAACAAUUUAAGAGAAUUUCUAAACGAAAUAAGAAAUAACGUAGAAUCCUUAAAAAAUUUGAAAUGUCCAGUAGAUAACUGGGACAUACUAUUAGUUAACAUUCUUGUAAGAAAAUUGGACUUUGGUACAAAAAGGGAAUAUCAAACCAAUAGAGAUAGAUCUCAAUUGCCUACUUUAGCUGAAUUUUAUAAAAUUUUGGAAGCUAGGUAUAAUGCUUUAGAAGAUCUUAAUUCUACUGAAACUAAACAAUCUACUAAACCACAAUUCAAAACAUCAUUACACUCACAUUUCUCAAAUUCUUACAACUCUCAAAUUCAAAACCCUCAGAUAUCACGUGAUUUAAAAUGCUUGUUUUGUAAUAUUGCUGGUCAUAAAAUUUAUUCCUGUCAAAAAUUCUCUAAUUUGAUUCACACUGAUAAAAAUAAUUUUAUUCGUACUCAUUCACUCUGCUGCAAUUGUUUAGGUAGCAAACAUACACUAAAAGAUUGUACAUCUCAAGGAUGCUUUAUUUGUUCUAAGAGGCACCACACAAGUCUCCAUAUCGAUAAUUAUCACAACUCUCACUCGCGAUCAAAUCAAAAUCAAAACUCUCCAUUUCAGACAAAUCGUAUGAACUCUCACAACUCCCAUAAUUGGCGACCUCGUAGGAGUCACCAUUGCAAAUUGAUCAAUCACAGCAAUCAAGUCUUUCUACUCCACUCACUAACGCCAACGAACCAUCUGAAAAUGUUUCACCAGAUGAAAAUUCCGCAGUUCUCUCAGCGUGCUCUUCUAGAAACACUCAUGUCUUGUUAGCAACGGCAAAUGUAAUAAUAUAUACAAAAAACGGAACUUAUGUUGAAGCAAAGGCUGUUCUUGAUUCAGGAAGUCCAAACUCAUUUGCCUCAAAAAAUCUUAUUUCUAAAAUUAAAUGCCCUACCUUUAAAAGAAGUCUACAUAUCUCUGGCAUUUCUCAAAAUUCUAUAUUGUCCACAGAAAUGGUAGAUAUUGUUAUACACUCUCGGUCUAACGACUUCUCAAUUCCUAUAACAUGUGCUGUUCUUCAAAAUAUUUCUUGUAAAUUACCUCAGGUGCCAAUAGAUGUUAACUCUAAAAUUACCUGCAAAUAUAACUCUUGCUGAUAGUAGAUUUUUCGAACCAUCCGAAAUUGAUAUUCUGCUUGGUGCGGAUGUAUACUAUGAGUUAAUAAAAGAAGGUAUUUACAAAUUAGGUAAUAAUCUCCCUGUUCUUCACGACACUCACUUAGGAUGGAUUGUUGCAGGUAACAUUGUUCAAGAAAGGAACAAACAUAAAAAAUGCAUCAUUUUUCGUACAAACAUCUGAACCCAUUAUAGAUGAUAACUAUAACUAUUUAGAUAAACUUCUAGUAAAAUUUUGGGAUAUGGAAGAAAUCUCAACAAAAACUCCUCUCUCUCCUGAAGACGAAUUAGCUGAACAAAUCUUUACAUCUUCUUGUCAAAUCUUAGAAAAUGGAAGAUUUCAAAUAGAUAUACCCCUAAAGACUCCCACAGAGUUUAAAAACUUGGCGACUCAUUUCACACUGCGAAAAGGCGAUUUUUAUCUCUUGAGAAACGUCUACAUUCAAACCCAACUCUUUUAAAAAAUUAUAAAGCUUUCAUAGAUGAAUAUGUACAACUGGGACAUGGUAAAUAUAUACCCCUUUCAUCAGAAACAAUUGCUACCCCCAAAUACUUUCUGCCACACCACUGUGUUUUAAAAGACAACAGUGUCUCAACUAAACUUCGAGUAGUUUUUGAUGCUUCUAGUAAAACUACUACUGGUUACUCCCACAAUGACAUAACCCUUACAGGCUAUAAGGUACAGCCUCAACUGUUCGACAUUCUAAUUAGAUUUCGACAGCAUAAAUAUGUGUUCACUGCAGAUAUACAGAAAAUGUAUCGGCAGAUUAUGAUAAACCCCCAGCAAACCUUUUUGCAAAAUAUUCUCUGGCGUGAUUCUCCCGACAAGCCUCUUAGUUGCAUAGAACUGCUCACAGUUACUUAUGGCACUAAUUGGGCCCCUUAUGAAGCUACUCGUACCCUAAAUGAAAUUGCUAUCAGAGGUAGAAAAAAUUACCCUAAAGCUACAAACAUAAUACUAAAUCACACCUAUAUGGAUGACAUAUUGUAUGGUGCUAAUUCCUUUGAAGACUUGGAAUCAUAUGAACAAUUCACUGAGUUACUCGGUAACGCUGGGUUACAGUUACACAAAUGGCAUUCUAAUUCUUCUAAAUUUCUAAAAAUAUGUGACGAAUCUCAAUCCAAACAACCUUGCAACAUUUCUCUAACUGAUUCCACAAAUAAGGUUUUAGGUUUAUCUUGGAAUCAAGCCUCUGACAUUUUGUCUGUCUCGUUUCCUGAAACGCAUUCCGAAACUGCACUCACAAAACGAAAGGCUCUUUCAGUCCUUGCAAGUAUGUACGAUCCUCUUGGUAUAAUUAGCCCAUUGAUUGUAAUAGGGAAACUAUUAAUGCAACAAUUAUGGUUGUUAAAGGUUAAUUGGGACGAACCAUUAAACGAUUCGUUUACUCACGAUUGGAAUAAGUUUAUUAAAUGUUUUCCCAAGUUAAAGUUAUUAAAAAUCCCUAGAUACAUGUUUCUUAACAAAUCUGUUAAUUAUGUUCAAAUACAUGGUUUCGCUGACAGUAGCAUUAAAGCAUAUGCUGCCUGUGUUUAUUUAAGAACCGUUUAUAACGACAACUCUGUUUUUUCUGUUUUACUCACAUCUAAAUCUCGAGUAACCCCAAUUAAAACUGUAUCACUACCUCGUCUUGAACUCUGCGCAAUGGUCCUUCUUGCUCAAUUAACAAAUACACUUUGCGCAAUUUUUGAAAACCAGCUCUCGUUUGAGUCUAUAAACUUAUGGUCUGAUUCAGAAAUUGCUCUGUGCUGGAUUAGAUCUCACCCUUCUCGUUGGACUUCAUUUGUUUCUAAUAGAGUUUCUAAAAUUCAGAUGCUGUCAAAAAACUCCCAUUGGAGAUAUGUCAAAUCUUCAGACAAUCCAGCUGACAUUCCUUCCCGGGGAAUGUUAGCAGAACAACUCAUAAACUCCAAAUUAUGGUGGCACGGCCCGCCGUUUCUCUUAGAUUCCACUCUGAAUUUAUUAAAACAUAAUCAUGAUCCCGAACCCUCUCAAAUUUCAGAAGAAAGAAAAACAACCCUUGUGUGUAUUCAUACACGGGAAACAACACAAAACAUAUUCUGGCAAGAAGUUUUUGAAAAAUUUUCGAAAUUUUCAAGAUUACUUCAUUCUUUUAUAUACAUUCAAAGAUUUAUCGAAAAUACUAGAAAAUCAUCAAUAAAAUUAUCUUUUUUUUUUUUUUUUUUUUUUAUUUAACGUCCUAAUUUAUUUACAAUCUGUAAAACAAGUUACAAUAAGUAAAUGUUGUGACCACUAGUGUAGGUGACUUGGAGAAAAUGAUUCAAUAAUCAUUUUCUUUACAAAUAUUUUACAUAGAUAUAAAAUUGUUUGUCUCUGGGAAUUACGGCACAUAUAACUAAAAUCGCGAUGGUAAAUCACUAGGUGUAUUUCGUCUAAGUCUCCGUCUGACUGGUUGGCUCAUCAGGUUUCUGGCUAGUACAUUUGGAUGUUGUGCCAGUCUGUCUUCGUAUUUCUGUGCAAAGUUGGUAAUUUCUUCUUUUACUGUUGAAAUUUCUAGAUCGCGUCUAAUAAUAAUAUUUGCAACAUACCAUGGGGCAUUUGUGAUUAUUCGAAGAACCUUCGACUGGAACCUCUCCAAGAUUUCGAUAUUGGAGUUUGAUGCAGUACCCCAAAGUUGGAUCCCGUAAGUCCAUAUUGGCUUCAAAAUUGCUUUGUAGACAAGUACUUUAUUUUUCAUCGAAAGUGAUGAUUUGUGACCAAUCAGCCAGUAAAGAUUGUGUAAUUUGAGACCAAGUUGUUUACGCUUCAUAAAAAUGUGUGUUCUCCAGUUUAAUCUUUGGUCUAGAUGCAUUCCAAGGUAUUUGACUGUUGAAUAAAAUUAUCUGGUCCCCUUUUGGUUACGGAAUUAGAUAAAGCUCUUGUUUCUAUAAUAAAAAUUAUUCAAAUGCAAUCUUUUGCACAAGAAAUUGCUGAAUUAAAGUCUAGUAAACCCCUCUCAAACAAACAUAUUUUGUCACUAAGUCCAUUUCUUAAUUCAGUAGGGGAAUUAUGUGUAGGUGGUAGAUUAAAAAAUGCCGAUAUUCCCAUUUAUCAAAAAAAUCCUCGUUUAUUACCUUCCAAGCAUCAUGUAGUUAGACUUCUGAUAAAACACGAACAUAAUCGACUUGGACAUGCAGGAGCCCAAACUGUUUUGUCUAAUAUCCGAUUAAAAUUCUGGCCGCUAGAUGGUCUCCGAGAAACUAAAAGGAUAAUUCGAAGCUGUAUUCUUUGUCAUAGGUUAAAGGCACAAACCGCUCAACAAGUAAUGGCAGAUUUUCCCAGAGUAAGAAUCUCACCUUGUAGACCUUUUGAGAAUGUUGGCGUGGACUUUGCAGGUCCUAUUCCAAUUAAAACUUCAAACUUCAAAUGGCCCUUGUAUUCGUUCGAUUACAAAGAUUUGCCCUUUGCCCCCUAUUGUUUAACUUAUUUACUGCCUUUGUUCUUAGAAUAAUAGUUCACUUUGUUUAUUGUUUUUACUCAUCUCUUGAUUUUGUUAGAAUAAUAGUUCACCUUUGUUUAUUGUUUCUACUCAUCUCUUGAUUUUAUUUUAAUUCUUCUUUUCGCGGCGGGGAAAAUGUUGGAAUACUUCCAACAGAUAUUUUCUUUUUCUGUUACAAAACUCGUUAUUCGUUAUAAAUUAUCGCCACGUUGUUAAAACACGUAACUUUACACGUUACUAUGUUAAAAUUAUUGAAAAAACAAUCUGACAAUUCUAAAAAUUUAACUUCACGAAAAACAUCAAAAAAUUACUCUCUCGAUAAAUUAUAAUUUUAGCGCUUGUUCAAGACCAAAAAAGAAAUAUAAAUAUUGGUGUACUAUUUCAAUACAUAUUCUCCAACUACCAGCACCACGAAAUCGAAGGAAAAAAUUUGUACGUAUUUGAAAAUUAUAAUAAAAAUUUAAAUAAGACUCUCGUUACUAACUAUCUACAUCCCCAUAGUAAGGAAGACGGUAGCAAAUACCCCAUUCUUUUACAAUAUGUGUAGUAUAUGUGGUUAAAAUUAUAUGCUUCUACCGUUAAAUGCACAAUAAUUCUUAUAAUAUUUGCACGAAUCUGCCGCGCCGCACAUAGGUACAUGUGAAGAUACGUUAUGCAUUUAUUAAAUGGUAAUUAACAUAACUAAAAAGUUCAAAAUAUUUCCUAAAAAAUAUUUUUACGCUCUUUUCAUUGGCGGUAUUAACUUUUUGAAAAAUUAGUAUAUAGAGGGUGAAAAAAUUGAAAAAAAAUAACAACAUAUUUUUACAUAAAAACCAGGAAAAACACAAUUUCUGGUAAACCGAUUCUUCCGCUUCAAGACCUCGAUCUUAUUCAUCAAAAAAAGAACCUAUAUACCAAAUUUGGUUGAAAUCUGACGUCUCGUUCAAAAGUUAUCGUGCUAUUAGUCACAUAUAUGUAUAGUCGCCAUUUUGAAUGCCCGUCAUUUUUGUAAAAGGCAAAAUCUGAGAUGGUCUUAUAUCUAAAUUUGAAUCUUUAUAUGUGUAGUAUAUGUGGUCCAAAUUAUAUACUUCUAUCAUUAAACGCAUAAUUGUUUCACAUAUCUGCUGCACUAAUACUGUCGGAAAGAACACGAAUAUAUUCUCGUAUUUCAGCCUAAUGUAGUAGCCGAAUACAAUCUAUAUAUGGGUGGUAUGGAUUUGCACGAUAAUGGCAUUGCUAAUUAUCGAAUAAGAAUAAGGGUGAAGAAAUUAUAAUGACCUCUAUUUAUAAAUCUUAUUGAUCCGUAAAUGGCUGGAAGAUUUACAAUAUAGCAAAUUAUACUAAAAUCGAUCACUUUUGGCAGAUUCACUUAUGAAAUUUGAACGUUGUGAUGAAACUGUCAACAAGAAGUGGCUAGUCAUUGAUGUUACGGACGUCCCUCCAAAGAUACUUUGCCUGACGAUGCUAGAUUUAAUAACAAUGGUCAUUUGAUUAGAACGCACGAUACAAGUGCACGAAAGAAAUGUAGAUUGUUCAAGUCAUACUAAAUAUUUAUACAAAAAAUGUAAAAUUCAUCUCCCCGAAAAAAUAAUUAUAUUUUAUGCAUUAAUUUUAUGUAGUUUUAUAUAUAAUUUUAAAUAAUGAUAUUUAUGAAAUCUGUGAUACUGUUUGGAUAAAUUGAGUGAUAAGUGUCUGAAAAAUGAGUAUUUCGUGUUUACUUGAUAUAGAAGUUACAUGUUCCUACAGUCAUAAGGAAAAUCUAAAUUUUACAAUUUUAGCAAUUUUAGUGACAAAAUUAAAACCUAAUAAUUGUAUUAAAUGAAAUAAAGUAUAUACAUUUACAGAA